UUCAGAUUUCAGAAAACAAAUUUAAAAGACGAGUUGAUUGCGAGUCAUCAAAUUUGUGGGUGAGAACGAGAAGAAAGGGAAAACAAUGGAAGAACUAAGGAAACUAGAACAAGUACAUACACUCAUUACAUUAAUGGACUCCCGCGGAAUCCCCAUCACUUCUUCUUCUUCCUCCAAUCGAUUCAUUGCCAAUUUCCUUCUCCUUUUGGUACUUUCUCACUCAACUUCAUCUCUGCUUUACGUUCUAAAUUCCUCAUCCAAUUUGAACAUUUCAAUUCCUCCACUUCCCCUAGUAAAAUGGUGCAACCAUGUGGAGAGCUUGACUUUGACGAUAAAUUCGAUUUGGUUUCUGAAUACAUGCCGAAGUUUUCGGAAGAGUUUCUUGGCGAUGUAUCAUUGCUGCUUGGCGAUGGAGACUAUAGGGGAAAGGAGAUGGAAAACACUUUGCAGCCUUAUUGUGACAAUAAGCUGGAUCUUGGUUCUUCCCAGAACUAUUGUGGGGAAAUGGCUAUGGUUGGCUUGGAUGCAAUGCAGCGUGCAAAUUCUACACUUGAAGAUUUUUUCAGAUCUUAUUUCAUGUUUCACGGAAUGGAUGCAAACAAACCUCAAUCUGUAUUCAAAUACUUUCCCAUUCUGUCAUUUACGGAAAGUUACAUAUAUCAGGUUAUGUCCUACUCUUUUCUUUAGUUGUCUUUGGUGGAAAAUUAGAUGUACAAAGGUUCAAGGAUAAUGUUGCAGUUAAGAAAAAAAAAAAUUAAAGAGAAAGAGAGAGGGAGAAGAGAAAAAACUCUUCAAUGAUUAAUACGAAGGUUGGAGGAUGUUACAUCAAUUGUUUCUUAUUAAGAAAAACACAAAGAAAGAAAGAAAGUAAGAAGAAAUGAAUUUGAAUUUUGCUUUGGUCUCAAUGUAAACAACUACAGGAAUUAGUGGAUGGAGAAUAUUUGAAUAUCUUUUGCUAAAAUGAACUUUGACAGAAUGAAGAAACUUCAUCCGAGUGUGGUGUGAAUAUAAAUACACGUUUCUUGAAGUAGUACAUCUAUAUAGAGGAGAUCAUUGAUCAUUCGGUGUCAGUUUUGGGUUCAGCUAACUAGUUUUGAAGAGGUUCAUUGUUUGGUGAAAUGAACGAAAAAAGUACUGAAAGGAGAAGAUUAAAAAGAAGAGAGGGAGAAGAAAAGAAGAAAAGGAGAAGAGAAGGAAGAAGAAUAGAAGAAAGAAGAGAUGAAGCUAGAAAGAGAAGAGAAGAAAGAUAAGAGGAGCAAAAAGAAGAAAGAAAAGAAGAAAGAAAAGAAGAAGAAAGGAGAAGAAAAUAAAGGUGGAGAAAGGAGAAGAAAAUAAAGGUGGAGAAAGGAGACACGAGAAUAGGAAGAAGUUAUUCCUAAGGAGCCGCAGCAACACAUUGCCACAAAACACACGUUUAUUUAUUUGUUUAUAUUUAUUCUUCUUUUUAAAACAAUUUUUUUGAUGGGCUUUAGCAACUGGCCCAAAUCAAGAUGUAUCAUUAAGUCGACUUACUGAAGCUGGUUCGGUUGGUAAAUCAGAUGGCUCACCUUUUCUAUUUUUGAUGCUCAUGCCCACUUGGCCACUUCUAUAACCCAAUCAUGUCUUUACUAUGAUCUCAGUGACCUUGGGUUCUGUUUUGUUUGUGCAUAAUGAAUUUAUCUUCAUGCUGCAGCUGGACACUUUGAAUGAGAAGAUAGUUUUGGGUGGAUUUGCUUUUGGAGAAUCUCAGG
Molecule: messenger RNA, 1730 nt
Organism: Cucumis sativus (cucumber)
Lineage: Eukaryota; Viridiplantae; Streptophyta; Magnoliopsida; Cucurbitales; Cucurbitaceae
Exons: 5
Coding region: 86-730 (214 amino acids)
Source: RefSeq, a predicted model, not a curated record